Podospora anserina S mat+ is the source of this 774-nucleotide messenger RNA. RefSeq lists its product as uncharacterized. The transcript has a single exon. Lineage: Eukaryota; Fungi; Ascomycota; Sordariomycetes; Sordariales; Podosporaceae. The coding region runs from base 1 to 774 and encodes 257 amino acids. The record is from RefSeq and is a predicted model, not a curated record.
AUGGAUGCCAUCACAGAACUCCUCCGCGCCAGAGCUCUCGCAGAUCACAAAGCGCGUAUUCCCAUCGACAGGCUAGAUGCCGAACACCGCAGGCACUUGGUGCGCGCCAUCAACAAUGUGCUGUCUACCGAGCUCGCUCUGUUCACAUACGCUCAGAUCAUCGACGGCCUUCCCACCGGAGAUGUCGCAUGGGAAGUGAGAAGCCCUCUCCUACAAGGGGAGCACCCGCUGGCAACUGAGCACGAAGAACUCUGCCCCGGCGCAAUGGAAAAAGCACGCGAGGUCUGCCCGAAGUGGGAUACGGAGAUGCUUAGGUUCAGCCCCCAGGUGCUCAAUGCAUAUCAAAAAACGGCCCCCGGCAGCAAACUGUUCGCAACCCGUCUCAUUGAGAUGGUAGCCGUCGCAAUCCACGAGUUCGGUGUGCUUCUCUACCAGCUUGACUUUUGUGUGCACAAGGGAGGACGAGAAGCGGUCGAUGCCAUUGCCAAGUGGAAGGAAACCAGCAAGCCCGAAUUGUACUCAUGGAUGACAGACGAGGAAUGGUGUCCUCCGGAUCCUAUCUGCACUGUUUUCCACAGCAUACACUACCUCGACCACGACAUCUACCCCCAAGGUGUGGCCGACGUUGUGGCUAUUGGGCAGAGGACCGGAUUCUCGGCGGCGUCGUUGUCUUUGAGCGUCGGGCAGAGGAAUGCGACGGCCACAACUCCAAUUACAGCAACCCAGACCCACCAAAUAUCUACCUCUCUCCCUCCCGAGCUAAAGUCACAAUAA